AUUACUGAAUCCUCUCACGGAAGCUAUUUGUUGCAACUGGGAACUAAGAACAUGAUGUUGUCAAGGAUCUUCAGAAGAACCUCUCACCGUCCCUUCCCUUCCAUUCUCCUCCUCCUCCAUUCCCACCACCUCCCUCCUCUCCCACAACCACCACCUCCACCCACCACUCACCUCUCCAACUCCCCUCUCAUCACCGCCUUCUUCCCCUCCCUUCCCAUCUCCUUCUCCUUCUCCUCCUCCUCCCACAAUCCCACUACCAAUCUUCGUGGCGAUGAUGAUCUUCAAUCCGACACCGAAGGGGAUGACAAUGGAGAUUAUAUCGACUCACAGAGAAUUGCCCAUCAAUUGGAUGACGAAAUGCUCCGAGACGUCACCACUGUCAUCACCUCACUCGCCGACUUCUCCACUGACGCUGCCGGCGCAAAGCGCCGGCUUGAGGACUGCGGCGUUGUUCCAGUGCCGGAACUGGUGGCCGAGGUCCUCUCUCGGCUCCGCAAUGACUGGGGCCCUGCCUUUACGUUCUUUCUGUGGGCCGGCAAUGGCAAUCACCAUGGUUACUCCCACUCCGUGCGCGAGUACCACUCCAUGAUCGCCAUCCUCGCCAAGAUGCGUCGGUUUGACACAGCGUGGACGCUUGUCGGCGAGAUGAAGAGAUCCUCUCUUGUCACUCCGCAGACUCUUUUGAUUCUGAUCCGUAGGUAUGCCGCUAUUCAUGAUGUCGCAAAGGCUAUCAAUACGUUCUAUGCGCUCAAAAGGUUUGGGUUCUCGCUGAGGGUUGAGGAUUUUCAUGGCCUCCUCAGUGCGCUUUGCCGGUAUAAGAAUGUUUCGGAUGCCGAGCAUUUGCUUUUGUGCAAUGAGAAAGCUUUCCCCUUUGAGACAAAGAGCUUCAAUAUAAUACUCAAUGGGUGGUGCAGUGUCUUGGUGUAUCUCCGUGAGGCCAAGAGGUUUUGGAAAGACAUGGAUAGAAGAGGGAUUGCUAAGGAUGUUGUGUCUUAUGGUAGCAUGAUCUCUUGCUACUCAAAAGCCGGAAAUCUUAAGGAUGUCCUCAAGUUGUUUGACAGAAUGAAAGAGGAUGGUGUUCUGCCUGAUAGGAAGGUUUACAAUGCUGUCAUUUUUGCGCUUGCAAAGCACAAUUGCAUGGACGAGGCAAAGAAGCUUCUUAAGAUUAUGGAGGAGAAGGGUGUUUCUCCCAAUGCGGUAACCUUCAAUUCUUUGAUCAGGCCGCUGUGUAAAGCUCGUCUAAUUGAUGAUGCACGGCUGUUGUUUGAUGAAAUGUGGCAGAGAGGUAUUUCACCCUCUAUACGGACAUUCCAUUCGUUUUUUGAUGUGUUGAGGACUCAAGAAGAGGUCUUUGAGCUUCUAGAUAGGAUGAAACAGACUGGUUGUUGUCCUGUGAUUGAUACAUAUAUAAUGCUUAUCAGGAAGCUAUGUCGAUGGAGGCAGCAUGAAAGUGUUUUUAAGCUGUGGGAUGACAUGAGUGAAAAUGGGUUGUUACCUGAUCGUAGCGCGUAUAUUGUUCUGAUACAUGGCCUUUUCCUCAAUGGAAAGUUGGAAGAAGCUUCCAAAUACUAUGAUGAGAUGAAAGCAAAAGGUUUUGUGCCAGAGCCAAAGACUGAAGAGAUGAUACAAACUUGGCUUUCUGCAAAAGAUACUAGCAUGCGGUCUGGUUUGGCAGAGUUGAAUGCCAAGCGAGUUGCUAAUGGUUCCUUCUCAAAGAAAGACAGAGUUACUUCAAAUAUUUCACAGCCACAUUUCCUGAAACAACCGGAGAUGAGAAGUGUAACCAGAGAGAGGGGUUUUUCUUUUUGGUAGCUGAAGACUUCUGUUUUACCGGUUGAGGUUCUACAAAUCAAUAACUUUGAAGUCAUAGAUCCCCACUAUACAAUUCAGUGAACAGUGAUAUAGAAGUUUCCAAGAUGCCGUUAUGUACAGGAGAUGGAACACCUUCAGAAACUCCACCAGCCUGUCUUCCUGCUUGCAAAACCACAUAGAAAGAUCAAGUGAUGAUUGAACAUUGGUCCCACAUUGGUCCCACAUUGGCCCCACAUCUCACCAGUAAGGGGCCGUUUGGUUGCAAAGAAUGGAAUGGAAAGGAGUGGAGGAGUAAUGAAAAUGAGGGGGAUUGGAAAAGGCAUGGAAAUGAAAACUAUGUUUGGUUGGAAGGAUUGGGGAGGUAGUUUAUUGGGAAUGAGAAAAAGUGA
Molecule: messenger RNA, 2201 nt
Organism: Dioscorea cayenensis subsp. rotundata (Guinea yam)
Lineage: Eukaryota; Viridiplantae; Streptophyta; Magnoliopsida; Dioscoreales; Dioscoreaceae
Product: pentatricopeptide repeat-containing protein At5g15010, mitochondrial-like
Exons: 3
Coding region: 52-1812 (586 amino acids)
Molecular function (GO): protein binding
Source: RefSeq, a predicted model, not a curated record